AUGCCUUUCACGAUGGCCCACCGCCACCGCCAUCCUGACAUCGUCCCUACACUCACUGACAGUAAAAACAUCACUACGAAGCCAGUAAAAUCUCACCCCAUCAAACAAAUUUCCCUAACAAAACGACCACCGUUAGACGAGCUAAGCAACAAACUUGUCAAUAAUAAGCCCGGAAUCAAGAAGUUUGAUCCCGCCAAAGACCAAAAAGAAUUAACAACUGCUGUUGAACAUGACCCACAAACUUGCAAUGACUCCCGAAUGGCAUCAGAAUAUCUGGGUGAUAUUUUCAAAUAUCUUCACGAACUGGAACUGAAGUACCCGGUAAAACCGAAUUUUCUGGAAAACCAUCAGUCGACGCCUCGAAUGCGAGCCAUUUUAGUCAACUGGUUGAUUCGAGUCCACGAGCAAUUUGAGGUCUCCCUUGAAUCCCUACAUAUGUGUAUUUCGCUAAUUGACAGGUACCUCCAAGACAACACUCAGGUGGGCAAAGAAAAUUUGCAGCUAGUUGGAACUUCGGCUCUGUUGAUCGCUUGUAAAUAUGAGGAGACGGAUUACCCGGCGCUGGAGGAUUUCGUGUAUAUAUGUGACAACAUGUUUUCAAGGAAAGAGAUUUUGAAAAUGGAGAUCAGUAUUUUAACGGCUUUGCAAUAUAAUCUAGGGAAACCGCUUUCCAUACAUUUUUUAAGGCGAUAUAGUAAAUUAGGGGAUGUCAAACUCGAGCAGCAUAAUCUUUCCAAGUACUUGUGAGAACUGGCUCUUUUGGAUCACAGUAUGUCACGUAUUAGACCUUCACUGCAAGCUGCAGCUGCUUGUUGUUUAUCAAUCGCUAUUUGUAGCAACGCAAGUUGUCCAUCUAGAGUAUGGUCUGGACCCCUCGCACAGAAUUCUAAUUGUAAAUAUUGCGAGUUCAAAGAUGUAGUUGUUAAAUUUGCUAAGCUGCUAAUAGCUGCACAAUCCUCGAAACAUAAGUUUGUUCAGGAAAAAUAUGCGAACAGUAAAUACAGUAAGAUUAGUUUGAACCCGAAACUAAAAGGGUUUUUAGUUAAAAGACUAGCCGAGAUUGCGUCCAAAGUGUGA
Messenger RNA from Zophobas morio, 1077 nucleotides. Its product is annotated as G2/mitotic-specific cyclin-B2-like. Gene Ontology annotation, molecular function: cyclin-dependent protein serine/threonine kinase regulator activity. The transcript is spliced from 3 exons. The record is from RefSeq and is a predicted model, not a curated record. Gene Ontology annotation, biological process: regulation of cyclin-dependent protein serine/threonine kinase activity; mitotic cell cycle phase transition. Gene Ontology annotation, cellular component: cytoplasm; nucleus; cyclin-dependent protein kinase holoenzyme complex. Lineage: Eukaryota; Metazoa; Arthropoda; Insecta; Coleoptera; Tenebrionidae.